Oncorhynchus keta (chum salmon) is the source of this 1326-nucleotide messenger RNA. RefSeq lists its product as uncharacterized. The transcript is spliced from 2 exons. The record is from RefSeq and is a predicted model, not a curated record. Bases 520 to 1269 code for a protein of 249 amino acids. NCBI's taxonomy places the organism in Eukaryota, Metazoa, Chordata, Actinopteri, Salmoniformes, Salmonidae.
GGCCAGCUCUCCCGCUAUCGCUCUCAGAAUGACCUUCUUGAUCCAAAUCAGUCAGGUUUCAAGACUAGUCAUUCAACUGAGACUGCUCUUCUCUGUAUCACGGAGGCGCUCCGCACCGCUAAAGCUAACUCUCUCUCCUCUGCUCUCAUCCUUCUAGACCUAUCGGCUGCCUUCGAUACUGUGAACCAUCAGAUCCUCCUCUCCACCCUCUCCAAGUUGGGCAUCUCCGGCGCGGCCCACGCUUGGAUUGCGUCCUACCUGACAGGUCGCUCCUACCAGGUGGCGUGGCGAGAAUCUGUCUCCUCACCACGCGCUCUCACCACUGGUGUUCCCCAGGGCUCUGUUCUAGGCCCUCUCCUAUUCUCGCUAUACACCAAGUCACUUGGCUCUGUCAUAACCUCACAUGGUCUCUCCUAUCAUUGCUAUGCAGACGACACACAAUUAAUCUUCUCCUUUCCCCCUUCUGAUGACCAGGUGGCGAAUCGCAUCUCUGCAUGUCUGGCAGACAUAUCAGUGUGGAUGACGGAUCACCACCUCAAGCUGAACCUCGGCAAGACGGAGCUGCUCUUCCUCCCGGGGAAGGACUGCCCGUUCCAUGAUCUCGCCAUCACGGUUGACAACUCCAUUGUGUCCUCCUCCCAGAGCGCUAAGAACCUUGGCGUGAUCCUGGACAACACCCUGUCGUUCUCAACUAACAUCAAGGCGGUGGCCCGUUCCUGUAGGUUCAUGCUCUACAACAUCUGCAGAGUACGACCCUGCCUCACACAGGAAGCGGCGCAGGUCCUAAUCCAGGCACUUGUCAUCUCCCGUCUGGAUUACUGCAACUCGCUGUUGGCUGGGCUCCCUGCCUGUGCCAUUAAACCCCUACAACUCAUCCAGAACGCCGCAGCCCGUCUGGUGUUCAACCUUCCCAAGUUCUCUCACGUCACCCCGCUCCUCCGCUCUCUCCACUGGCUUCCAGUUGAAGCUCGCAUCCGCUACAAGACCAUGGUGCUUGCCUACGGAGCUGUGAGGGGAACGGCACCUCAGUACCUCCAGGCUCUGAUCAGGCCCUACACCCAAACAAGGGCACUGCGUUCAUCCACCUCUGGCCUGCUCGCCUCCCUACCACUGAGGAAGUACAGUUCCCGCUCAGCCCAGUCAAAACUGUUCGCUGCUCUGGCUCCCCAAUGGUGGAACACACUCCCUCACGACGCCAGGACAGCGGAGUCAAUCACCACCUUCCGGAGACACCUGAAACCCCACCUCUUUAAGGAAUACCUAGGAUAGGAUAAAGUAAUCCUUCUCCCCCCCCCCCUUAAAAGAUUUAGAUGCACUAUUGUAAAG